UUUUGAAUCUUUUUCUCCCUUUUUUUUUGGUAUAAAUAGGGACCGAAAUUCCCUGUAUUUCAAACCAUUCCAAUCAUUGAUUCAUCAUCAUCUUUUCUAGUUGUUUGAAAUUUCAUUCAGAUUUUUCUCUUCUUGAUCAAUCUUUUUCUGCUCUAAAGUUCUACUAUUGAACUUUUUCAUUUCUCUUUUUCUCAUUUUAUUUUCAUUUUCCCCUUUGCAUCUAUUUCCCUUUUUCUACCUUCAUCUUUGGCUUCAAUUGUCUUAACGCAUACCCAUUGUUUACGAUCCAUUUUAACAUUUUUUUGAAUUGCAUAUUUUCAUUUCUCUUUUUUUUUGCAUCUCUUUAACAUUCAUCACAACUUUAUAAAAAAUUGUCCCCUUUUUUUUAUUUUAUUUUAGUUUCUUAUUUUUCAUCAUGAAGUUAUUCUCUUUCGGUUAUUCUACUUAUGCCCUGCUCUCUCUCUUGGCUUGUGGGCCAAUUUCCUCUCUUGCUGCUCCUUUAUUUAAGCGUUCUGGAAUUCAAGACAAUCAACCAUUUUCUGUAAUGACCCUCCGAUCAGGCGAUUUAUAUGUCCAUUUCCAUUCCUUGUAUGUUGGCGAAUCCGGUAACGUUUACCUUGAUCCCUAUGACCAUGUAAACAAGUCUGCCGUGUUUAGUGUGUCGAAUGGCCGUCUUGUCCAUAAUAACGAUUAUGCUCAUUUCGGCGAUAACAAUGCUUUGGUCUUUACAUCGAAAGAAGACGGUUCUGCCCAAGGAUUCUCUUUUGGUGAAGAGGUUGCUGGUGGUUAUCUUCUCAAUUACGACAAUGAUAGUCUUGUUGCUUGCCCCGUCAAAGAUACUUCAUAUGUUUAUUCAGUCUACUCUGCGAAAGGCAAUGGUGAUAGCAAGUGUGUUGGCUUUGGAUCUCUUGCUUUAGCAGGAUCUCCUUCUUCUUCCUCUUCUAGUGCUAGUAGUGCUAGUGCUACUGCCGCUCCCACUUCUUCGGGCUCUUCCAAUGCUAAUGCACAAGAGAUGGUUACUGCCGGAAGCGCUGAUGGAAAAUCUUCCAACAAAGGACCUGCUCCAAUCUUCCCCAACGGCAUUCGUCUCACCAACACUUCCUCUCCAGACUCCAAUUCUGGAAACGUUUACUCUCCUGUUGUUUAUCAAAAGGGAAAUGACCAUGUCAACACCAUUUUUACCUUUGACGUCCCUCAGGUUACCGACAAGGAUUGCCAACUUCAUUUCCAUAUCGAUAAAAAUGGUUUUCCCAUUCACGUGGAUGGUUCAAAUGGCGUUGGUGAGUUUGUUCUUUACAACCUCUCUUCUCCUGCUAAUGACGGUACUACUUGGGCUAAUACCCCUAACCGCAUUGCUGAAAUUGGCCGCUUCAACUGCUCUUCCGACGGUUGCAGCUACACCACCGACAUCACUUGCCCUGGUUCUUAUAAGACUGUCUCUUAUGAGUUGUCCGCCCUCACUGACAAGUCUUACCUCGAAUACUUUGAGGAAAUCAACCCUGUUGAAGGCCUCCAAUUGACGGUUUAAGCAAAUUUGCUUUUCAAUUUACCAAUAAUUGAAUAUAUUCUAUUAUUUUCACUCUUGUUUUUUUUUCCUUGCUUGUAUGUAUUUG
Molecule: messenger RNA, 1613 nt
Organism: Schizosaccharomyces octosporus yFS286
Lineage: Eukaryota; Fungi; Ascomycota; Schizosaccharomycetes; Schizosaccharomycetales; Schizosaccharomycetaceae
Product: But2 family protein
Exons: 1
Coding region: 416-1528 (370 amino acids)
Source: RefSeq, a predicted model, not a curated record